Molecule: messenger RNA, 3375 nt
Organism: Lepus europaeus (European hare)
Lineage: Eukaryota; Metazoa; Chordata; Mammalia; Lagomorpha; Leporidae
Gene: SPAG4
Product: sperm associated antigen 4
Exons: 11
Coding region: 75-1145 (356 amino acids)
Biological process (GO): nuclear envelope organization
Cellular component (GO): meiotic nuclear membrane microtubule tethering complex; nuclear envelope
Molecular function (GO): protein-membrane adaptor activity
Source: RefSeq, a predicted model, not a curated record
GGGGGUGCCGCGGGACCAGAGCCCGUGUGAGGCUGCCCGGCCUUGUGGCUUCUGGGCUGGGGGCCGGGGGACGAAUGGGCCUGAGGUGCGCAAGGCCCCAAUGGAGCCCCUGGGCUCCCGCAGAACCGGCUGGGGCUCCCGCAGUCCCUGAAGAGCAGCUCGACCUUCUCUCGACCCUGGACCUGAGGCAGGAGAUGCUGCCCCGGCGGGUGUCCAAGAGCUUCCUGAACCUGCUCUUCCAGGUGUUGAGCGUGCUGCUGUCCCUGACGGGAGACGCGCUGGUCAGUGUGUACAGGGAGGUCUGCUCCAUCCGCUUCCUCUUCACGGCUGUCUCCCUGCUGGGCUUCUUCCUGGCAGUGCUCUGGUGGGGGCUCCUGUACCUGGUCCCUCCCCUGGAGAACGAACCUAAGGAGAUGCUGACUCUAAGUGAGUACCACGAGCGCGUGCGCUCCCAGGGGCAGCAGCUGCAGCAGCUCCAGGCCGAGCUGGACAGACUGCACAAGGAGGUGUCCAGCGUUCGCUCAGCCAACAGCGAGAGAGUGGCCAAGCUGGUGUUCCAGAGGCUGAACGAGGACUUUGUGCGGAAGCCCGACUACGCGCUGAGCUCCGUGGGAGCCUCGAUCGAUCUGGAGAAGACGUCCCAAGACUACGAGGACGCGAGCACUGCCUACUUCUGGAGGCGCUUCAGCUUCUGGAACUACGCGCGGCCGCCCACCGUCAUCCUGGAGCCAGACGUGUUCCCUGGGAAUUGCUGGGCUUUCGAGGGCGACCAGGGCCAGGUGGUGAUCCGGCUGCCAGGUCGUGUGCAGCUGAGCGACAUCACCCUGCAGCAUCCACCGCCCAGCGUGGCGCACACUGGGGGAGCCAACAGCGCCCCCCGAGACUUCGCAGUCUUUGGCCUUCAGGUCGACGAUGAGACUGAAGUUUUCUUGGGGAAAUUCACCUUUGAUGUGAAGAAAUCUGAGAUUCAGACUUUCCACUUGCAGAAUGAACCCCCCACCGCCUUUCCCAAGGUGAAGAUCCAGAUUCUGAGCAACUGGGGCCACCCACGUUUCACCUGCUUGUACCGAGUCCGUGCCCACGGUGUGCGAACCUCGGAGGGCGCAGGGGACGGUGCUGCAGGGGUCACUGGGGGGCCCCAUUAAAACAUGCUGACAAAGAAAACAAAACAAAACAUGUUGACAGAAUUGAGCUCUGUGCUGGAGGAAGCUGGAUCGGUGCCCAGGGCUGUCUCUGGCUUAAAUUUAACUCUAUCACCCGACAGCAAAACUGCUCAGGGCUAGAAACUUGCUCACAGACACACAGCUGGUGAAGAGCAGGACUGGAGUGGGACCCAGGUCUGCCCCCUGCAGAGCUCCAGGCAGCCGGAAGUCACACCUGUAAUCCUAAAUUCUUACUUCCAAUGUCUGGGGAAGUCUCAGACACCUGCUAGGUGCAGGUGAAGGGGAAGUUAGCCUGCUUUUCAGGCAAAGGGCACAUGAGCCUUUCUAGGAAGCCUGGGUCAGGGCUGACGCAGGUCUGGGGGCCCCUACUCAGGUUGUCUCUAUGAGCCUCCAAUGCUUGAAUCUGUGCUAGGCUUGGUGUAGGUGACCCAGCGCUCACCAGUCCCUGCCCUCAAGGAGCCUGACAGGGGAAGGAAGAUGUUCAAGGACAAAGGACAGACCCAAGAACUCUUCACGACAAGGGUCAAAAGUAGAAUCGGAAGAAAUAUGGAGACAGGCAAACCAAAAGGAUUAGAGGGUUUUACCUAAGGGAAGAAAAGGGGGACAAGCAUAAUGGUUUCCCAGUGUGUUCAUGUGUCAGAAGAGCAGACCAUUAAGUGGCCACACAUCUAGGAAGUGAAACGGAGUGUCUAGUACACAUGUGAGGGUACAGCAUUUAUCCAUCCAUUUAAAUUUGAUGGUUAUUAUUUCUGUAAUUGAAAAACAAGGGGAAAAAUACCACCAAAUGCUCUCAAAGCCUAAGUUACAGAAAUGAAAACUGCUUUUCUGGAGGGCACUUUUAAAAUAGGAACCAAAAAGCCUUAAAACGCUUUAUACCUUUGAGAACAUUUUGAGAGGACACAGAAGUAGAACCAAAUUCCAUCUGCUAGUCCCCUCAGUUCCCUUGAAGGGCCAGGGGACCAAAGCCAGGAGCCUAAAUCUCAGCCCAGGUCUCCCAUGUGGAUGGCAGGAACUCGGUUACUCGAGUCAUCACCACUUCCUCCCAAGGUCUGGAUUAGGCAGCUAGAAUGAGGAUUGAAUCCAGGUACUUCAGUGUGGGAUGCGGGUAUCCUAAUUGGUGUUUUAAUUGCCAGACUAAAAUGCCUGCCUUUUUAUAUUCUUAAAUUACAGCAAUUCCUUUUCUAAGACUGUAUCCAAAUAUCAUUUUCUAAGACUGUAAUAUAGAUGUAUGUCCCCAAAGGUAAUACUCACAAUGCUAAUUUAUCACACGAAUGCUAGCAUUCAGUUCUACAUAUCAAAGGAACACAAACUGGUGCCCACAUGGGAUGUUGGCGUUGCAGGCAGCAGGUUCACCUGCUGUGCCACAAUCCCAGCCCCUUAAGUAAUUUUAAAAAAAAUAUUUAUUUAUUUAUUUGAAAGGCAGAGUUACAGAAAGGCAGAGAGAGAGGUCUUCCAUCCACUGGUUCACUCCCCAAAUGUCUGAAACUGGGCCGAUCCAAAGCCAGGAGCUUCUUCUGGGUCUCCUACAUGGGUGCAAGGGCACACACAGAGCUGGAUCCGAAGUGGAACAGCCAGGACUUGAACCGGCACCCAUAUGGGAUUCUGACAUUUUAGGCAGAAUCCGCUAUGCCACAGCGCUGGCACUGGUAAAUUUUUUCAUCUAGUAUUUCUACUUCUAGGAACAAAUCCUUUAGAAAUACACAUAUUAAAGUACACAAACUUAAACAUACAAGUAUAUCCAUUACAGCACUGUAACAACAACACUGGAAGGGACUCAAGUCUCCAUGAAUAAGGGACUAGCUAGAUAAACUAUGGUACACUCAAACAAGGGAAUUUAUGGUCAUUAAAAAGAACAAGCUGAGGCAGGACAUUCUGAUGGAUAAGACGCUCAGAAUACAGCAAAUAUAUGGGGGCUGGUGCUGUGGUGUAGCGGGUAGAGCUGCUGCUUGCAGCGCUGGCAUCCCAUGUGGGUGUCGGUUCUAGUCCUGGCUGCUCCACUUCCGAUCCAGCUCUCUGCUAUGGCCUGGGAAAGCAGUAGAAGAUGGGCCAAAUGCUUGGGCCCCUGCAACUGGCCAUUAAAGCCAACAAGGGAGUCAAACAGCGGAUGGAAGACCUCUCUCUCUCUCUCUCUCUCUCUGCCUCUCCUUUUCUGUGUAACUCUUUCAAGUAAAUAAAUAAAUAAAUAAAUAAAAGAAUACAGCAAAUACAAACA